UUAUUAAAAACCCUUUCUCUCUCAAAUCCUAAAUAAUCAAACCUUAAUAAACCCACACAUACACACACACAUUCUUCCUUCUUACCAUUCCCCUACACCCCUUCCUUCACUGUCCCUCCUUUUAUCCCUUCAUUUGUAGGGUCCCUUCUCCCACUACUCACCCUUUACCUUCAUUAUUAAAUCCUCCUCUCUCCCCCUCUUCAUUUCCCCAACUUCUUCUCUUUUCCCCCCUUUUCUCCUCUCCCAUGGCUGCUCCCUCUUUGACCUUCCCUACUGAGUUUCCUUAUGAUUUUGACUCCUUUCUCUCCAACUCCGACCUCAACUCGCCUGUUGAAUCGGUUGGCAGCUCUACUACGGAUUCCACUGAUAGCUGCGGUAGCGAUGAUGAUGAGUUCUUUGUUGGGUUGGCUCAGCAACUUGCAUGGACCUCCCUUUGUGAAGCUGAAAACACAUUUGAGAAGAAGUAUGUUAAAGCUGGCUCUCCUCAGUCGACUUUGAGUGGAAUAGAUACCUGGUUUCGUCCUGAAAGUCCUUCCUCCCAGUUGAAAUCGCCUCCCAUGGCGGUUUUUGGGGCUGAGAAUGAUGCUAGAGCGAUUCUACAUGCAGCUGCUAGAGAAGCUGCGAGGUUGAAGAUGAGUGGUGAAACAACCCCAUUUCAGAAUAUUGACCCUUUUAUGAGAGGAUUUGUAGGUGCUCGAUCUUCUAUUCCAGUUAAAUCUACUAAUAAUGUGGAUUAUGGUGUUUUCUCGAAUCAGAACUCUGCUCGGAAUCUUGCAUUUGCCGCGCAGGUGCAGCAAGUGAAACAAGAUCUUGUACUACAGGCUCUCCGUGCCUCUUCUUUGGGAGGAAGACAAGCCAAAGUCAGCUGGUCGGCUCAGCCACACUGGAAGCAGGAGAUUCAAAACAGAGAGAGAAAUGUUGUUAAUGCGAGUGGCCGGUGCGGUGUAGGCGCCGGCGGUUUGUACCAUUCCCCAUGGCUUCCGCCGCUGCAAAAUCAACAACCAACGCCUAACACCACCGUCGUGCGUUGCAUUCAUCCCGUCAGAUCUGGCGUGAAAAGAGCUUCCUCCGGCACUGGCGUUUUCUUGCCUCGUAGAUACAUCAACCCUACCGAUUGCCGCCAGAAACAAGGAAACCCAUCCGUUCGAUUUGCAGAGGAAAUGAAGAGCCCCAUUCAAGCUCCAUUAAACGGUUGCCUUUCCCCUGGCUUCGAUCCCAUUUUAUCAAGAAGAAACAAUCCCCUUCUGCCAUUGCCAAGGAGUUUCCGAACAGAGGGAGGCAUGAAUCAAGAACAUCAUCAUCUACCUCAGGAAUGGACAUAUUGAUGUUGGAAAAACAGAGAAAAACUAGUGAUGGAAAUUGUUUUGUAGGAUUUGGAUAAAGAAGCCAUUAAAGUAGGCAAUUAGUAGCAUUAAUUUAUGAAAGAAGAAGAAAAUGAAGAAGUGGGGAGAUUCAAAAGGAAGUUUUUUCUUUUUAGAUUUAGAAAAGCAAUAAGUAACCAGGAAGUUAUUUAUUGAAUGAUGAUGAUGAUGAUGAUGAUGAUGAAGAAGAAGAAGCAGUUGUAGGCAGCUUUUAUAAUAAAAGAAAACAGUGAAAGUAAAGUAGUAUUAGUAUUGAGAAGAAAGGUGAUGAAGGAUGAAGGUUGAAAAAAAAAAAUUAAAGGACAGGGAUGGUGUUGUGUCCUUGUAAUAAUUCUGUAUUUUUGUGUUAUAGUGAUUUUAGAAAUGGUUUUUUGGGAGUGGGGAAAAUAUAUAAAAAAAAAUCCCUCUCUGGCUUGUAAUUUUGUUGAUGGAUUUAAGGAUAUGCUUUUAAUAAAUAAUAAGUUAUAUGUUGGAUUUUGUUA
Molecule: messenger RNA, 1843 nt
Organism: Cucumis melo (muskmelon)
Lineage: Eukaryota; Viridiplantae; Streptophyta; Magnoliopsida; Cucurbitales; Cucurbitaceae
Exons: 5
Coding region: 246-1325 (359 amino acids)
Source: RefSeq, a predicted model, not a curated record